Molecule: messenger RNA, 3393 nt
Organism: Toxorhynchites rutilus septentrionalis
Lineage: Eukaryota; Metazoa; Arthropoda; Insecta; Diptera; Culicidae
Exons: 3
Coding region: 1-3393 (1130 amino acids)
Source: RefSeq, a predicted model, not a curated record
AUGGGCGACUAUAGACUCUUCCUAGACGUGCUCGGCAUACGGAAUGCCUCGAAGAAUUUAAUGUCGUUAUCUCCUCCCUCGUUCACUGCAGUGUUGCCAACGAAUCAAAGUCCCCCUUUCGCCGGUAACCCCGCGGACUGGCCUAUAUUUAUUAGUUCGUUUGUCAAUACAACCGCCGCGUGUGGAUAUUCCAGUGUUGAAAACUUAACCCGACUACAACGAUGCCUGAAAGGUGCAGCGUAUGAAGCAGUAAGAAGCCGUCUCCUUCUCCCGGAAUCAGUGCCGCAGGUCAUCAACACUCUUCAGCUUCUCUAUGGACGUCCGGAACUCCUGAUCAAUGUGCUGUUGGAUAAGGUGAGAUCGACUCCAGCACCUAAGGCGGAACGUCUAGAAACGCUCAUCGAGUUUGGAAUGGCAGUACAGAGCUUGUGUGACCAUUUGGAGGCAGCAGGUCAACAGUCCCACCUGAUGAACCCGUGUUUGCUGAUGGAGCUGGUGGAAAAGUUGCCCGCACAUGUGAAAAUGGAGUGGGCGAGUUUCAUGCAGCGGUUUCCUGAGGUGAACCUUAAGACUUUCGGAACCUUCAUGGACGGCAUUGUGGUAUCGGCCAGCAAGGUAACCCGAUAUACUGGAGGAUACGGAAAAGGAGCCAGCGUGGACAAGUCAACAACGAAGAACAGAGGGUCGAUCAACACGCAUGUUAGCCAACCGGAAGUACCGAAGAAAGAGGAUAAGCCAUGUGGUGUUUGCAAGCGGCGAGGGCAUCGGGUACGGGACUGCGACAACUUUAAAGCGCUCUCUGUCGACGACCGGUGGAAGACAGCGCAGGACAACGAACUUUGUCGCAGCUGCUUAAAUGCGCACGGCAGAAGAAGUUGUCGAAGUGCAACCCAGUGUGGAAUCAACGGAUGCCCUUUCCGCCACCACCCACUACUGCAUUCCAACCGUAGUAAUCGACCGUCCAGUGGAUCAACAGCCCCCAGGGUAGCGUACAAUAUCGAAACUGCGGGAAAUCAUGCACAUCGUAUGCAGGAUCAAUCGCUGCUUUUUCGUAUAAUUCCAGUGACGCUCUAUGGACCGAAGAGAACAGUGAAAACCUUUGCAUUCCUGGACGACGGCUCGUCCUUAACACUAGUAGAAGAGGAGCUUACAAACAAGAUCGGUAUCGACGGGAUACCGGCACCAUUGUGUCUAACCUGGACGGGGAAUGUGUCCAGAAUCGAAGCUGAAUCGAAGCAGUUGCAGUUAGAGGUGUCCAGCGCUAACGGUGGAAAGCACCACCAACUGAAGAAUGUGCGUACCGUGAAAAAACUAGCUCUGCCUGGUCAGACGUUGCGAAUCAACGAGUUCGUGGACAGGUAUAAGCAUCUUCGCGGCCUCCCACUUUCCGGAUACGAGAACGCAGUACCUCAGCUGCUGAUAGGAGUCAAAAACUUACGGUUUACAUUACCGUUGAAGGUGAAAGAAGGUGAUUCCAACGAACCAGUUGUCAUGAAAACCCGUCUGGGCUGGUGUGUAUACGGGGGGAUCGAUACUUCGUUGACCAAUGCCGUCAAUUUCCACGCUUGUGAUUGUGACUCGGAUCGUGCACUGCACGAACUGGUGAAGGAUUAUUUCACUCUAGAGGACGUCGGUUCCAGACCGAAGAAUGAAUUGCUGUCAGCCGAUGACAGGAGGGCUCAGCAUAUUCUGGAGAAGACCACUACACGGGUGGGCAAUCAAUUUGAGACAGGGCUGUUAUGGAGGUACGACGAAGUUGAAUUUCCGGACAGCUACGGAAUGGCUUUACGAAGACUGGAGUGUCUAGAACGUCGGAUGGUGAGGAAUCCAUUAUUAAAAGAGAAAAUUCACCGUCAAAUUGAAGAGUACCAGCAGAAAGGUUACACGCAUCGAGCUAACGAGGAGGAGGUAAAAGCAGUCGACCCUAGAAGAGUCUGGUACCUACCGCUGGGAGCGGUAGUGAAUCCAAAGAAGCCGGAAAAGGUCCGGCUCAUCUGGGAUGACGCAGCUGUAGUGGAUGGAAUCUCCCUCAACGCAAUGCUUCUCAAAGGCCCGGAUCAGCUCACAUCAUUGCCAGCUGUAUUGUCGCGGUUUCGCCAGUUUGCGGUGGCAGUCGCCGCCGAUAUUCUAGAGAUGUUCCAUCAGUUGAGGAUCCGUGGAAUAGAUCGACACUCGCUGCGUUUCUUGUUUCGUGAAGAUCCAACCGUUACACCAGAUGUCUAUGUUAUGGACGUGGCUACAUUCGGGGCUACCUGCUCCCCAGCAUCGGCGCAGUAUGUCAAGAACAGGAAUGCCGCAGACUUUGCCGACAAGUAUCCAAGAGCUGUCGAAGGGAUAAUAGAAAACCACUACGUUGACGACUACCUCGAUAGCUUUGGUACAGUAGCAGAAGAAGUGCAGAUAUCGGAGCAAGUGAGGGCGAUCCAUAGCACAGGAGACUUUCUGCUACGAAACUGGCUGUCAAACAGUGCUACCGUGAAGCAGCAAUUGGGUGAAAUCACAGACUCCUCUAACAAACACUUGUUUCAUGAUAAAACUACAGAAAGCGGACGCGUACUGGGCAUGCUGUGGUUGACGGACGAAGAUGCAUUAAGCUUUAGCGCACAGCUGAAGGAAGAAGUGCAGCAAAUCGUGGAAAAUGAAUCCCGUCCUACGAAGAGACAAGUUCUGCGGGUUCUCAUGAGUUUUUUCGAUCCGCUGGGCUUGUUGAGCCCAUGGUCCAUGUGCUACCGUCAGCUGCAGUUACACGUCUUCGUGGACGCGAGCGAGGCUGCGUAUGUAGCUGUUGCGUAUUUUCGGAUCGUCGACACAAAUGGUACGUCAAAAUGCGCUCUGGUGACAGCAAAAUCCAAGGUUGCGCCCCUGAAACACCUGUCCAUUCCACGGAUGGAGCUACAGGCUGCUGUACUUGGAACUCGAUUGAUGCGUUUUAUUCUGGAGUCCCAUACCGUAACUAUAACUGAGCGGUACAUGUGGUCGGACUCUACAACAGUUCUGGCGUGGCUUAGAGCGGAUCCCCGCAAGUAUAAGCAGUAUGUAGCCUGCAGAAUCGGGGAAAUAUUGGAACAGACGGACGUGAACGAGUGGUGGUGGGUACCUUCGAAGAAUAACCCAGCGGAUUACGCCACGAAAUGGGGAAGCGGUCCAUCUGUGGACGUUACGGGUGCUUGGUUCCAGGGACCAUCUUUUUUGUAUCAACCGAUGGAAGGGUGGCCGAAGCAGAAAGUGCCAUUACCAAUGGUGGAAGAAGAGUUCCGUCCAUGCAACGUUCAUGUGGAAGCGGCUGUACCAACGGCGGUGAUUGAUUGCGAGCGCUUCUCUAAGUGGGAACGUCUACUGAGUGCAACGGCCUACGUGCAUCGCUACGUGGGGAACCUGAAACGAAGCAUCUAA